CGUUGCGCCAUGCCUAUCAAUUUAUGAUUCACCUCCAUCAAAACUCAUCCGAGCUAGAUAAUCUCUCCGGUUUCUGAAAUCGAUUGCUGGAAUGGCGUCUCGCGAUUCUCGCACAAAAGAUGCAUUUUACUGCCGCAAGGAGAAGUCUCUCGGUCUUCUAUGCACCAAUUUCCUGAGGUUAUACGAUCGCGAAGGCGUGGACUCAAUCGGAUUGGAUGCUUCUGCUCUUCAGUUAGGUGUUGAGCGGCGAAGAAUAUAUGACAUUGUGAAUAUUUUAGAAGGCAUUGGGGUUUUACAGAAGAAAGAGAAAAAUCAAUACACUUGGAAAGGUUAUGCUGCCAUUUCUGGGGCUUUAGAGGUGCUCAAGGAACAGGGACAGAAAGAGGAGUUCCAUACCUACAUCACCAAUGUCUCGAAUGAUAAAGAACAUAGUCUGCCCUCUGAUUCGAAGGCUGAGUGUCCAGACAAAUGCUCUCAAUCGGGUAAAAGUGAGCACAAGAGGGAAAAAUCAUUGGGGCUUCUUACACAGAAUUUUGUCAAGCUUUUCCUUUGUUCUGAGGCGGAGAUUAUAUCACUAGAUGGUGCUGCAUUAGCUUUGCUGGGAGACAACCUUGACCGCACAGCUAUGAGAACAAAGAUUAGGCGCUUGUAUGAUAUUGCUAAUGUGUUUUCAUCAAUGGGACUCAUUGAAAAGGUUCGCGAUCCUGGGAGUGGAAAACCAGCAUUUAGGUGGACAAGUGUGGGAAGGAGCCGAAAUGGAUCUUCCAUUGCAUUGGAAGAUAAGAAUCGGAAGAGAAGAGCGUUCGGAGCUGAUAUCACCAACACAUCAGUGAAAAGGUGCAAUACUUAUAAUGCCUUGACUGAGCAGCAUCAGAAAUGCAGCUCAAAGGAAUUCGUAUUUGGUCCCUUCUCCCCAAAUGUUACUACGGUAUGGAGCCAUGAAACCAGAAAAGAUGCGCAGAUUCAAAACUCUGACAGUCCCCUUUGUGCUUAUCAGCCACAGUACAGCAACAAAGCUGUUGGAGACCUUUUUCACCACUAUACUGAAGCAUGGAGUAGCUGGCGUGGUGAAGCUAAAGAGAAGCAGCAGAUAGAGCACACAUCCGAAUGAAUGUUUCGUCUUUUCCAUUCAAACUCUUUCUAUCAAAACUGGAGGCAAGAGUUAUACUAGGAUGUAAUGAUCUGAUCUACAAACUAAAAUUUGAACUGAAUUCUGGCACCAAUUCUAAUACGGAGUACUACAGAAACCAUGUACUAUAUUGGCUGCUUCUACCCGAUAUAAAAAUUCCAUAUCCAGUGAAA
This is a messenger RNA of Salvia hispanica, 1302 nucleotides long. RefSeq names its product E2F transcription factor-like E2FE. The record is from RefSeq and is a predicted model, not a curated record. Lineage: Eukaryota; Viridiplantae; Streptophyta; Magnoliopsida; Lamiales; Lamiaceae. Gene Ontology annotation, cellular component: RNA polymerase II transcription regulator complex. Gene Ontology annotation, biological process: regulation of transcription by RNA polymerase II. Gene Ontology annotation, molecular function: DNA-binding transcription factor activity, RNA polymerase II-specific; RNA polymerase II cis-regulatory region sequence-specific DNA binding.